AUGAUGGAAUUUGCUAUGCUUUAUUUCCGUCGCCCAAAGAAUAUAUCAAAUGUCGGAGAUUCUUUAACUACACAACGCAAAAAAAAAGAAUGGACAUGGAAAGAUAUAUCGGAUAAAGUGAAGUAUACGGAACGACCAAUAUCGCAUUCACUGCUUAGGCUGGAUAGUAAUGAAGCAGACAAAUUGGCACAAGAUGCAUUUUUAUGUAUAAUGCGAUAUAUGGGUGAUGAAAAUUUAAAAAGAGGACAAACAUUCACUGACUGUGUAUAUGAAUUACUUAUGAUAUGUCAUCAAUAUCAUGCACUACGAGAUGAAGUUUAUUGCCAAAUUAUACGACAAACAACGAGUAAUAAAAGCUCUCGAUCAGACAGCUUGAUUCGUGGAUGGCGAUUGUUUUCGAUUGUAACUGCGUAUUUCGACUGUUCUCAAGUACUAAAACCAUAUUUAUUCAAGCAUCUGAUAGAAAUGGCAAAUGAUUCGAGAAGAGCAUAUCAUGGUACCGCUCAUAUUUGUCUGCAGAAUCUAGCAAAAACAUUUAAAUAUGGUGGAAGAAAGUUUUUAUUGAGUGGACGUGAAGUUGAAGCUAUCACGACUGGCAAGAAUCUGAAACGACAGCUUUAUCAUUUACCAGGUGGCCAUAAGAAAGUGGUAAAUACGAAAGCAGUAACUGUAGUUGAAGAAAUUAUUCAAGAACUUUGCUUGGAACUUAAUAUUCGAAGUCCAACUGAACAGCAGGAAUUUUGCUUAUGUUACAUACUCGAAAUUGAGAAUAUAAUGAAACUUCUUUCGAAUGAUGAAUAUAUACUUGAUAUAUGUACUGAACUAGAGCAUAAAAAGAAGGAGUAUUUUUUAUUGUUGAAACGAACAGUUUGGAUUCAUCCUCUUCGAUUAGACAAUAUUCUAUAUAUCGACGUUAUGUUCUUCCAGAUUGUCCCAGAUUAUAUCGAAGGUUUACUGAUCGCCCCUAAACCAGCAACUUUAAGUGCUGCAUUCCUGGAAGAAGUUUCAUUUAUUGGUGCUUUGCUUCAUCUUUCUGAUUGCAAUGAACAAACAAAAGUGUCACCGCAAAAUGCGAUGAAUUUAUUGCCAAAGACAAUAGUUACAAUGCGAUCCGGUGAACAAUGGGCAGAACGAAUCAACCAUAAACUUUGCAUGAUUGAUGCAAAUAUGAAUUCUACUGAAGCACGAGCAAAAUUUCUAGGUUCUUUUUUAGUUCAAUUUUAUUUAGACUGA
Messenger RNA from Dracunculus medinensis (Guinea worm), 1233 nucleotides. NCBI's taxonomy places the organism in Eukaryota, Metazoa, Nematoda, Chromadorea, Rhabditida, Dracunculidae. The record is from the annotation of a GenBank genome assembly.